GGAAAGAAAGACGAGAGCGAGGAGAGAGAGAGUCCAGCCCACUCCGGUAAAACCAUUCAACUGGUGAGCGAGGGAAUGCAUUCAACACAGAGAGAGAGAGAGAGGAAAAGAGGUGGACUGUGAGCCGAGCUGAACUUUGCAGCUUCUGAGAGAACGAGAGAGAAGAAAGACAAAGACAGUGAGAGAGACAGAAAGCAGAGGAAGGAGGGAAGGUGAAUUUUAAACAAGAGAAGACUUUUCCUUCUUCAUCCAGGACUGAAUUUUUCUUCAAACACUUUUGGCCAGAAGUCAACUUUUCUUCAUCUCUUCUGGCUCCGUCUGUGCAUCUGCAUCCGACAGCAUCACCGAAUCCAGCCCGGCAGCCAAUCAGGCGUCUCCUGCCAUCAUGUCCGUCUUACCUCUGCUCAGCUGGACCGUCCUUAUCCUCGUCCAGAGCUGCAGCUCGUCUUCGGACCAGGCGACCAAACUCCAGCCUCCGCCGCUUUCUCUGACCGUCCAUCCUCACCACCAGCCGCUGCCGGACGUCGCCUCCGGCUCCCACUGCCCCUCAUGUGCCCUGGCCAGGAUGAGGAGAAACGAAGGGGGCGCGGCGGCGGACGAUGCGGCAGGACACGAGCGAGACGAGGAGGAGGCGGCUCAGCAGGAUGUGGUGGAGGCGGUGAAGAGGCACAUCCUUAACAUGCUGCAUCUCCAGGCCCGGCCCAACAUCACCCGGCCCGUGCCGCGCGCCGCGCUCCUCAACGCCCUGCGCAAGCUCCACGUGGGGCGAGUGGCGGAGGACGGCAGCGUGCAGAUCGAGGGGGAGGAGGAGGCGCGAGGGCGGGGACGCCAGGGAGGAGGAGGGGGCGGAGCGGCGGCGGCGGCGGCAGCUAGGGCAGGAGACGGCAGUGAUGCACAGGAGACGACGGAGAUUAUCACCUUCGCCGAGGCUGGCGAGUCUCAGGGCGCGGUGAAGUUCAUCCUCUCUAAGGAAGGAGGCGAUCUGUCUCUGGUGGAGCAGGCUAACGUGUGGCUCUUCCUGCGUUUGGCCAAGACCAACCGCAGCCGAGCCAAAGUCACCAUCCGCCUCUUCCAGCAGAGCGGGCUCCCCAACGGACGCCCGUCUCCGCCGCAGGACGACGUCCUCCUGGCGGAGAAAACGGUGGACACCCGUCGCAGCGGCUGGCACACCUUCCCCGUGUCGGCGGCGGUGCAGGCGCUGCUGGAGAGCACCGAGAGCACGACGCUGAGCCUCAGGGUGUCCUGCCCGCUCUGCGCCGACGCCGGCGCCACGCUCAUCCUGGUCUCCGGCGGCUCGGACACGUCGCAGCGCGCCAGCAGGGAACAAUCCCACCGGCCCUUCCUCAUGGCCGUGGUCCGGCAGGGGGACGGCGGCGACUCGCGGCGGCGCAGGAAGCGCGGGCUGGAGUGUGACGGGAAAGUCCGCGUCUGCUGCAAACGGCAGUUCUACGUCAACUUCAAAGACAUCGGCUGGAACGACUGGAUAAUCGCGCCGCCCGGCUACCACGCCAACUACUGCGAGGGCGAGUGCCCCUCUCACGUGGCGAGCAUCACCGGGUCCACACUGUCCUUCCACUCGACCGUCAUCAGCCACUACCGCAUGAGGGGCUACAGCCCCUUCCAGAACCUGAGGUCGUGCUGCGUUCCCACCCGGCUACGAGCCAUGUCCAUGCUCUACUACAACGAGGAGCAAAAGAUCAUCAAGAAGGACAUCCAGAACAUGAUCGUGGAGGAGUGCGGCUGCUCGUAGACGCAGAGACCUGAACUGGACUGGGUAGAACCGGAGAGGAGAAGGACGUCUGAGAGAGAGAGACAGGGAGGAGAUGGAGGGGAGAGAGAAAGAGGAAGAGGUGACCUUGCGAUCGUCACGUCACUUUCAUCCACUGCGCUUCAGCCUUCGCCUCCUCCCCCCGUCCCUCCGUCUCUCCGGGUCGCGCUCCGGGGUAAAAACUCUGCUCCGGACUCGUUCAGCGGAACUCAAGAGAGAGUCUUGAUGGCACUUUCAGAAAAAAAAGAAAAGAAAAAAGAUAGAAAAAAAAGAAUAUCUAAUAUAUUUUUGUUACAAACGGAGGGAGCGAGGCUUAUUUAUGUGGCUGAGACGUUCGGGCACCACUCGACCAGUCAGACCUUGGAGAGACGAGGUGCCUGAAAAACUAUGAACUGAAAAAAAAAAUCUCAAAACUAUGCAACUUGUUUCACGUAUUACGAUCUUAUUGUAUUUUACUUUGACUUGUUUUUGUUUCCCGACUGUUUACUUUUUCAAAAUGUACAAGGAAGAAGACUCUUUUGUAUUAUUUUUUUGGAAGUAUAAAUUUGUGUGUGUGGUUGUGCGUCGUUUUUUUUUCUGUCCAUGCAAGUGUGAAAAUAUGUAUGUGUGUAUGUUUGUGCGUUGAGAGAUACUUGAAAGAAACAAGUUGGCCCGGCUGCUGGAACCAAACACUUCUUUAUGUUACCAUGGUUACCAUGUUGAUGUUAUAAUUAUUAUUGUCAGUAAGUAUAUUAAUAAUAUUAUUGUUAUUGUUAUUAAUAAUAUUUUGUUUGGCUGCAUUUGUGUUGUUAUGUCUGUUUUUUGUUUUUUUUUAACAAAACGUUACAAACGUUUUAAUGUUUUGCACUAUAGCGACGCUCGUGUUCACAUUAGCCACAGACUGAGACGAUCCCGUUUUCGGGGCGGACUCCGCCCUUUACAGGCGCGAGAGUUUCGCAGGUUUGACCCGCACGACGAGCCGGAUGUCGUUGACGGGUUGUCCGAAAUCGCUCCGGGGUUCACGGUCUCUGAAAACACACAAAAUGUGUCAACUGUAGGUUUCUGAAUGUUUUAAAGCCUGAAUUGCAGGUUGCCACAAAAAAUCCUAAUUUGGGCAAAAGUCGGUGGACACCUUUUCUGAGUGUGACAGGCUGAUUCCCCCGUCAUUUAGACGAACGAAAUCACUUUAAAUGUUCUCAUUUUUCAGAACUGACCACAUCCUAAUGUACGUUUUAUUUCCCUAAACAAAGGUCCAAACUUCCAUUAAUAAAAAAACUGAUUCUAGAGUGAAUGCAGCAUCCCUUUCUAUUUAUUUCUGUUGGCCUCAAGUGAUCAAAAUAAAUUAAGUAUUAAAUUGAAUAUAUCGAGUCUAAAGAUACUGGAAACAAGCCUAUAAAAAACCCAACAUGUGCAAGAUUUUAAUUGUAAAAUGUAAAGUCCCCAAAAGCUGCAAAGGCCCCAAGACUUGAUCUCAAUAGCAGCUACAACAUUCUUAAAAUCUUUUUAAUUACUUUUUUUUCAUACCAUCUCCAACAAAAACCUUCUUCAGAAGAUGUCAAACAGAUAUUAAGAGCUAAACGUCAUGUGGAAAAAAUAUCCUGACUUCAAUGUUUCUACAGAGAAUUUGUAGGUUGGUCAAGUCUGUAUCAAGCUAAAUGUUUAGGCAUUUUAAAAAGGAGCUUGUAGAACAUGGUAUCAGUAUUAACCUGCUGAAUGAGACCCACAGCGCUAAUUAACUUCAAGGAAUAGUACCACUGGAGAUCACCACGACACAUCGGGAGCUUCCCGUCUGUCCAGUCAGAUGCCACGAGGACUUUGACUUAAAUGGAGAACAAACGGCACUUAGAUGAAGAUUAAAUGUAGAGUUGGCUCAUAAUUCAAAUUCCAAAAUGGACCAUUGUGAGAUCGACUGAUCGAGCGAAGACACACAAACAAAACGGUAGAUCUCGCAACUCGCACGAGUGGCGGUUUAGCGGCGUCCACCUUAUUAUGUCCUCUCUGUUAGCCUAAAUAUUCAGUGACAGCU
Xiphias gladius (swordfish) is the source of this 3773-nucleotide messenger RNA. RefSeq names its product inhibin subunit beta Aa (gene inhbaa). The record is from RefSeq and is a predicted model, not a curated record. Gene Ontology annotation, cellular component: extracellular region. Gene Ontology annotation, molecular function: cytokine activity; growth factor activity. Gene Ontology annotation, biological process: SMAD protein signal transduction; BMP signaling pathway. NCBI's taxonomy places the organism in Eukaryota, Metazoa, Chordata, Actinopteri, Istiophoriformes, Xiphiidae.